AUGUCGAAGCUCAAGGUCAAUGCCGAAUUGGCUCUGGAUGAUCUGCUCUAUUUGGUCCAUCAUGUUUUUUUACCCCUAAAGCUCCCCAGCGGCGAUGAUUGUUCUGCCAAAAAGGAGGCCGUCAUGCUUUCGACCGUCCAUGAUGCGCUCGUCGAUUUCAUGGGCUGCGUUUCGCCAGAUCAACGUGCAGUGGUGGCGUUUGUGGCCAGCAUGGUACAGGUAACGAUUGAUGUUCGAUCCCAAGGCACUGAUCACCUUGAUGAGGGCGAACUCAACAGAAACCUUUUCGAUAUGGUAGACGGAAAGCUAGAAUGCUGGGGUUAUGAUUACAAGAAAUCUGGAUAA
Molecule: messenger RNA, 345 nt
Organism: Pyricularia oryzae 70-15
Lineage: Eukaryota; Fungi; Ascomycota; Sordariomycetes; Magnaporthales; Pyriculariaceae
Exons: 2
Coding region: 1-345 (114 amino acids)
Source: RefSeq, a predicted model, not a curated record